AUGAGCGAACGCAUCCCGGGUCCCAAGGGCCUGCCAUUGGUCGGUAACCUCUUGGAUAUACAAGAUGAGGUACCUUUACACGCCAUUGAGCGCAUCUCCGAUAUAUAUGGUCCUCUGUACACUCUGAAUUUCCCCGGCGGCGGGCAGAGAUACUUCUGUACAGGAUUCGAGCUCUUCAACGAGCUAUGCGAUGAGACUCGCUUCUACAAGCUCGCCCCGAAAACCUUGCAAGACCUGGGCAAGUCAGGGAGCCAGGGCUUGUUCACGUCUGUAUCAGAGCAUGAUAUAGACUGGCAAGUUGCGCAUCGAAUUCUCUUACCGGCUUUCGGACCGCUUGCCAUUGAGAGCAUGUUCGACGGCAUGUACGAUAUCGCAUGCCAAUUGACCCUGAAAUGGGCACGUCUGGGGUCUGAAGUAGUCAUUGGUGCCACCAGUGACUUCACCAGGCUCACGUUAGAUACGAUUGCCCUCUGCGCCAUGGACUACCGCUUCAAUUCCUUCUACCAAGAAGGCUUGCACCCUUUUGUCGCAGCCAUGACUCGUGUCCUGAGGGCCGGAUCGGAGGCAAGCCAAUUGACAGGAAUCCUUAAGAGCAUGAUGCCCUCACAUGCAGUUGCUCUGCAGAAGGACAGAGACAUACAGAAGCGAAUAGCCAUGGAAAUUGUGCAGAAACGAAAGGACAACCCCGUCGAUACAAAGGACCUGCUCAACGCAAUGAUUUAUAAUAAGGAUCCGAAGACAAAUCAGACGAUGAGUGACGACCUGAUUGCUGCGAACAUGCAGACAUUCCUCAUUGCCGGACACGAAACGACCUCUGGACUUCUCUCAUUUGCCUUUGCCCUUUUACUCAAGAACCCCGCUACCCUGUUCAAAGCGCAGCAGGAAAUUGAUAAAGUCGUUGGCACAAGCAAGAUUACCGUCAAGCAUCUCAGCCAGCUUCCCUACAUCACGGCCGUACUGCGUGAGACACUACGUCUCUAUCCCACGGCCCCAGCCUUCAAUCGCGGGCAGCGUCCUGAGAACAAGGCGAAGGAGCCGAUCCCUACUAUUGGAGGCGGCAGGUUUAAGGUGCCUGAGGAGGGCAUCACCUGUCUCAUGUCUAAAAUCCACCGCGACUUCACUGUUUGGGGUGCGGACGCUAACGACUUCAAUCCUGAUCGAAUGACUGACGGCAAGUUUGAGAAGUUGCCCCGAAACGCAUGGAUGCCUUUUGGUACUGGAUCCCGAUCAUGUAUCGGUCGGUCGUUUGCCUGGCAGGAAGCCAUGCUGGUUCUGAUUAUGAUCCUCCAGAACUUCGACGUUCGACUCAAGGAUCCCCAAUACGAGAUCAAGGUUGAUCAAAAUCUCACCAUCAAGCCCAGAGACUUUGAGAUCCGCGCCGCUCUACGUGCAGGGCUCACUGCUUCGAAUCUUCAGAAUCUUCAGAAUCGUCUCUACUCAAAUGGUCCGUCAAAUGGCGACACCUCCAAUGACACUCAUGGCUCGCAUCAAUCUGAUAGUAACGGAAAAAAAGGGAAGCCUGUUCAGAUCAUGUUUGGUACGACUACGGGCACGACUCAGCACCUGGCAACCAAGCUUGCAGCCACCCUUUCAGGCCACGGAUGGGCUCCCAAGGUUUUGGACAUGGACGAAGCCGUCAAGAAGAUCAACAAAGACGCCUUGCAAAUCUUCAUAAGCAGCUCGUAUGAGGGUAUGCCUCCCGACAAUGCGAACCUAUUUGUAUCUUGGCUGCAGUCCAUCGAAGACUCACAACUGUUCGACGGUGUCGAAUAUUCAGUCUUUGGGUGUGGCCACAGCGAUUGGAAGCAUACGUUUCAGCGCAUUCCUACGAUCAUUGAUGAUGCCAUGGCGGCGGCUGGAGCUAGGCGCGUAGUAGACCGAGGGUCAUCAGACGCAGCCAAAGGUGACAUUACUGGUCAAUUUGAUGACUGGGCAGACAACCAGCUCCUACCGGCUGUUGUAUCGUCUGGCCCUCACUCGUCUGCUUCAAGUGGUCAACAGGUACCCACUGUCGCUCUGACCUCCGCUGUGGCAAUGGAGCUUAAAGAACAGGGUCGUGCGGCUCAUCUUCAGCAAAAGGUCGACUGGGCAGUGAUCAAGGCAGCUGGAUGUCUCACGCCACCAGGAGAGCCUGAGAAGAGACAUCUGGAGAUCAAGUUGCCUGAGGGUGUCUCCUACAGUGUUGGCGAUUACCUUAUGGUUCUCCCUCGCAAUUCCGAGAGCCAGAUUCGCCGCGUCAUCCGAAGGUUCUCUGUCCCUUCUGACUCUGUCAUCACUAUCUCGGACGGAGGCUCGACAACUCUUCCCGUCAACGUGCCACUCCCCGUCUCUGAGCUACUUAUGGGAUAUGUCGAGUUGACGCAGCCUGCGACUAAAAAGGACAUUGCCACACUAUCAUCUCACACCAAGCCUGGACAACAGAAGGAAUAUCUACAGUCGCUCACAGCAACCGAGGACACAUACACUUCCGAAGUGUCUGACAAGCGAAUCAGUUCACUUGACCUAUUGGAGCGAUGUAAUGAUAUCGAAAUCCCGUUCGCGGGCUUCCUUGCGUUACUGCCUCCGCUUAAGACUCGGCUAUACUCCAUCUCAAGCUCACCACUAGCGAGUCCGAACACGUGCAGCAUGACCUACACUGUCAUUAAUGCACCUCAUCUCUCUUCGCGAGCAUCUGACUCGCAGUCCAUUGAGGAUCGCGAGCUGUUCCAUGGCGUGACCGGAACUUAUCUGCGUGACCUCAAGGCAGGUGAUCAGAUCCAGGUCGCGAUCCGGUCCUCCAACAAAUAUUUCCGGCCGCCGGUUGAUAUGACGGCGGUGCCGAUGGUCAUGAUUUGCGCAGGAACUGGCUUAGCUCCAUUCCGGGGCUUCGUUGAGGAACGCGCUGUUAUGAUCAAAGAUGGGCACCGUGACCUGGCUCCCGCUAUCCUGUUCGUUGGCUGUCGAGCUCCAAGCAAUGACCAGCUCUACAAGGACGAGUUCGAUGAAUGGGAGCGCAUUGGAGCUGUCAAAGACCGCGUCUGGCACAACCGCGAGGAGGUAUCUGAAGCAUGGCAAUCUGGUGCAAAGUUCUACGUCUGUGGAAGCAAAGAGAUGGCAAAGAGCCUUGGUGAGGUCGCCCAGAUGAUAGUGGCUGAACGCCAGGCAGGUCAGCAUGAUCUGCAUCUCUAG
This is a messenger RNA of Emericellopsis atlantica, 3168 nucleotides long. Its product is annotated as NADPH--cytochrome P450 reductase-like protein. Gene Ontology annotation, molecular function: flavin adenine dinucleotide binding; heme binding; NADPH-hemoprotein reductase activity. The transcript is spliced from 6 exons. Gene Ontology annotation, cellular component: cytosol. Lineage: Eukaryota; Fungi; Ascomycota; Sordariomycetes; Hypocreales; Bionectriaceae. The coding region runs from base 1 to 3168 and encodes 1055 amino acids. The record is from RefSeq and is a predicted model, not a curated record.